AUGAAUGUGCCUUUGGAGGAGGCACUUGAGCAGAUGCCGGGAUAUGCUAAAUUUAUAAAGAAUCUUGUGACAAAGAAGAGAGCAGUAAGCUAUGAACCGAUAGAUAAUAUCCACCAUUGUAGUGCUAUUUCUAUAAAAUCCUUGGUGCAAAAGAAGGAAGACCCAGGAGCAUUCACCAUUCCUUAUACUAUUGGGUCUCUUGACUUUUCUAAGGCCUUAUGUGAUCUUGGAGCGAGCAUUUAUCUGAUGCCGCUAGAUUUUUAUAAGAAGUUAGGUUUGGGGUAUCCUACACCCACAAACAUGCGACUUCUAAUGGCGGACAGAUUAGUAAAGCGACCUGUGGGAAUAUUAUAUGAUGUGCUAGUGAAGGUGGCCAAUUUUAUAUUUCUCGCAGACUUUGUUAUUCUAGAUAAAGUGGUUUAA
This is a messenger RNA of Capsicum annuum, 423 nucleotides long. RefSeq lists its product as uncharacterized. The record is from RefSeq and is a predicted model, not a curated record. Lineage: Eukaryota; Viridiplantae; Streptophyta; Magnoliopsida; Solanales; Solanaceae. The coding region runs from base 1 to 423 and encodes 140 amino acids. The transcript has a single exon.